Messenger RNA from Penaeus vannamei (Pacific white shrimp), 968 nucleotides. The record is from RefSeq and is a predicted model, not a curated record. Lineage: Eukaryota; Metazoa; Arthropoda; Malacostraca; Decapoda; Penaeidae.
AUGGCAGAAGAGGAAACACUAAAUGCCUUCGCAAUCCAGGAUAAGAGUCAGGUUUGGAUGAAAUUUAAUGGGAACAUUCUUGAAACUUUUGAGUCCCUCCUGGAACGUCUACAUCCUGAAGAGAAAACGGAACAUGCGCUUUGUUUAUGUUCCAGGCAGCGGCGGAGGCCACGGAGGAGGCUUCGGAUUCGGAGGCCGUCCUGCAGGGGGUUUGGAGGCUUCGGAGGAGGCGUCGGCGGCGCUGCCGGAGGUUUCAGCAGUUUUAGCGGAGGUUUCAGCAGCUCUAGCGGAGGCUUCGGAGGCAGUCACGGCGGCUUCGGGGGUUCCAAUGCAGGGUUUGGAGGUUCCAAUACCGGAUUCGGGGGUUCCAAUACAGGGUUUGGAGGUUCCAAUACCGGAUUCGGGGGUUCAAAUACAGGGUUCGGGGGUUCAAGCGGAGGCGUAGGAGGUUCUAAUGCGGGUUUCGGCGGAAACACCGGAGGUUUCGGUGGUAACACAGGUGGUUUCGGCGGUUCUGGAGGCGGCGGCCACGCAGGAUCGAACACAGGGUUCGGCGGAGGCUUCGGAGGCAACGCGGAUGGUUUCGGCGGUUCUCAGGGAGGUUUCGGCAGUAGCGCUGGAGGCUUCAGCACUUCAAGCGGAGGUUUCAGCAGCGCCAGCGGAGGUUUCGCCAGUGCCAGUGGAGGCUUCAGUAGUUCGAGCGGAGGUUUCAGCAGCUCGAGUGGAGGCUUCAGUGGCACCAGUGGCGGCGGAAGCGGCGGCGGUGUGGGGGCUUCACCGAGCAGCGGCGGGAAUGUGCCCAUCCCCGCAGUUAUCGGAAGUCCGGUUAGCAACGGCGUAAACGUUGGAUACCAAGUCCCACACGCGUAAACGUUUGCGUUCUGAAACCAAACGCUGCGAGAAGGAGCAGCAUGUCAACAAACGUUUCUCAGACUUAGACCACAGCUUGUUUUUUCUUCGUUUUUUUU